This is a messenger RNA of Bradysia coprophila, 880 nucleotides long. Its product is annotated as putative oxidoreductase TM_0325. Gene Ontology annotation, molecular function: oxidoreductase activity. The record is from RefSeq and is a predicted model, not a curated record. NCBI's taxonomy places the organism in Eukaryota, Metazoa, Arthropoda, Insecta, Diptera, Sciaridae.
AGAGAUCACUGUAAUAAAAAUGAGUUUCACUGGGAAAGUAGUUCUGAUUACCGGAGCGAGCAGUGGAAUUGGUGCAGAUGCUGCUUGUCACUUUGCCAAAUUAGGAGCUAAAGUAGCAGUGGUUGGUCGAAAUCAAAAACGUUUACAAGAAGUGGCCGAUCGAAUUGAGGCAUCUGGUUCGAUAAAGCCAUUGCAAAUUGUGGCUGAUGUUACGAAAGAUGCAAAACACAUUAUCGACGAAACAAUCGAACAAUUCCAUAGAUUGGAUGUGUUAGUGAACAACGCUGGAGUAUUUAUAUCCGAUACAUUGCCCGAAUUUAAUGCGGACGAAUACGAUCGAGUUAUGAACACAAAUUUGAGGAGUUUGAUCGUUUUAUCUCAUUUAGCCGUUCCAUUUUUGGAAAAAACUAAUGGAAAUAUCGUGAAUGUGUCGAGUGAGGCGGCUAUUAAUGCAUACGAUGUCUUCCUGUCGUAUAGCAUAUCAAAAGCGGGAGUCAAUCAUUUCACAAAAUGUGCUGCGAUUGGAUUAGCAUCCAAAGGGAUUCGAGUGAAUGCUGUGAAUCCAGGAGAUAUUCAAACUCCAAUUUUUGAAUCAGUUGGUGUUGAUAGCACGGCAGGAUUUUUUGAUCAACUUAAAGAUGCAUAUUUAGUCGGCAGAGUUGGGUCAGUUACGGAUACAUCAGCUGCUAUUGAAUACUUGGCAUCGCAAAGAUUCGUCAAUGGCAUUUGCUUACCGGUCGAUGGUGGGCUAACGUGUUCGGGACCGAAUCGGGAAUUAAUGGCAAAAUGUUAUUUUCCAUCAAAUUGAAUUUCGAGGUGUGGGUUGGUUGGUUGGUUGGUUUUAUUAAAGAUCAUAUUCCACUCUAAGGUAAAUUAAAAA